AGACCGGGACCCACCGCACCCCUCCCGGGCCCCACCUGCCGCAGCACGAGCGGGAGGCGGCGGCACGGCCAGACCCGGACCCUCGCCCUGAGUUCCUGCUGGUGCGGGACAGCCUGAGGAAGAUGAAGCUGGCAGAGCCGGGCGCCCGGCAGACAUGAGCAGGAGCUGGCCUGGCGGAGACGGGGGGCUGCUCCCCGGGACCCCCACGGCAGCACAGUGGGCUCCCCCCUGUCCCCAGCACAUCCCGGCACUGGGAACGGCGCCCGGUGCUGUCAUUCUGGGAGAGCUCGUGGUCGGGGACAGCCGCGGGUACCGCGUCCCCAGAGCCGUGAGAACCAACGUGCCAAGGCCUGGAAUGAGCUGGCAGAGCCAGGGCAGCGCCGGGGGCGGCGCAGGCAUGUGGCGGGCAACCGUCUCACCCCAACCUGCACCUGCUCCAGCUCUCUCUGAAAAAAAAACCCAACACCAAGAAAAUAAAAGUUUUCAUCUGGUUUUCUUGAUGCAAAUAUGCCAGGGACGGGGACAGGGAUGGGGUGGCAUUGGCUUGGUUGACUGCGUGCGGUGGGGAUGGAGGGUGGCCGCUGUGGGGGAGUUGCAGGGUGGGUUGGUGGCCAGUGGCUCCGUUCAGUGGUGGCCCCCCCAGCCCAGAUGCAGGUUAGUGUCCACCUGAGGCCUUUAGCCAUGACCUGGUGGAGUGGAGCCUUCUUCAACCCCCUAGGCUUCCUCUCCCCCCUCCUUUUUUGGGGGUUUCUUUCUUCUCUUUUUUUUUUUUUUUUUUUCUGUUUCCAAAAUUAAACGCGCUUUACCUCCUGCCCCUUCCACCCUGCAGCCCUUGCCCCGUUGGCAAGGAAGUGCAAGGUGCUGUUUUUGAGCAGAUCUCAGAUCAACAACCCAACCGCUGGGUGCGGCGAGCACCGCCCCGGGCACCGGGGAGGGCACGCGGCCACCACCAUGGCUCCCGAGGAGCUCGCUGCCUUGGCUGACUACGAUUACUCACCGGUGUCCAACGGGACAGGGAACUGGGAGGUUGUGUUCACCACUGUCUUCAUCCCCAUCCUCUACUCCUUCAUCUUCCUCCUUGGCCUCGUGGGGAAUCUCUUUGUCAUUGUGCUGAUGGGCAAGAAGAGCCGGGGCAAGAGGAUGGUGGACACCUUUGUGCUGAACCUGGCGGUGGCCGAUGUCAUCUUCGUCUGCACGCUGCCCUUCUGGGUGGUGGCGGGGGCGCGGGGGAACCGCUGGCUGCUCGGCGAAGGGCUCUGCAAGGUGAGCAGCUACGCCAUCGCCGUCAACCGCUGCUCCAGCAUCCUCUUCCUCACCGCCCUCAGCGUGGAGCGCUACCUGGUCAUCAGGAAGGUGCUGGACACCAAGAUGGUGGGUUCCCAGAGGCACAUCCACGUCACCUGCGGCAUCAUCUGGGCCGUGUCCCUCCUCCUGGGUGCCCCGUCCCUGGUGUACCGGCGGCUGGAUGGGGAUGACUGCUGGGAUGGAGAUGGGGAGGACUUCAGCCUGGCCAUGGUCUUCCUCACCUUCCUCCUGCCCUUGGGCGUCAUCUCCUUCUGCUACUGCUCCAUCUACUGCCGGCUCCAGCGGCACGUCCGGCUGGGCAGGGGCGUCCGGCGUUCCCACCGCGCCAUCGUCACCAUCGUCGCAGCCUUCCUCUGCUCCUGGCUGCCCCUCAACGCCUGCAAGGUUCUGCUCUUCUUCCUCGCCAAGGGGACGCUGGUCCUGUCCCAGGGGCAGGAGGUGGCCCUGAGGUGGGUGCUGGCCGGCAGCACCUGCCUGGCCUUCGUUAACAGCUGCGUCAACCCCCUCGUCUACGCCCUGAUGGACGGACGCUGCCGUCCCCGAUGUCCCUUCGGUCCCUGCACACCGGGGACGGGUCCCGCCGUGGCCGCCCCCUCCUCCACCACUGACUCCAGCCUCCUCUUUGGUGCCUGGAUCUGGACCAAGACC
Molecule: messenger RNA, 1953 nt
Organism: Athene cunicularia (burrowing owl)
Lineage: Eukaryota; Metazoa; Chordata; Aves; Strigiformes; Strigidae
Product: probable G-protein coupled receptor 25
Exons: 1
Biological process (GO): immune response; G protein-coupled receptor signaling pathway
Cellular component (GO): membrane
Molecular function (GO): G protein-coupled receptor activity
Source: RefSeq, a predicted model, not a curated record